AUGGAACUCUGGAAGACGGUAGCAAGAUGCUUGCAAGUCGAUCGAUUAGCCAGACGACGAAGGGUAGCUUCAGAUGCAUUUCGUUCUUCUCUAACAGAACUUCUUUUGGGCGAAAACGGAUGGGUUGAGCAAGUGGACAAUCAUAUAAGAUACCGCUAUGACGUCACGAAAUGUAUGUUCAGCAGUGGCAACAUUACCGAAAAAUUGCGUAUAUCAAAAAUGAAUUGUGCAGGGGAAGUGGUUGCAGAUAUGUUUGCCGGAAUAGGAUAUUUUGUUCUUCCGUAUUUGGUGCAUGCGCAAGCUGCCCUUGUUCAUGCAUGCGAGUGGAAUGCAAGUGCGAUCGAAGCGUUGAGGUUGAAUUUGGCGUUGAACAAGGUGCAGGAUAAAUGCAUCAUUCAUGAGGGAGACUGUCGUGAGGUGUGUCCAGCUCAAAUUGCCGACCGGGUCAACAUGGGAAUUUUGCCAUCAAGUAAAGCGUACCUUCCAACGGCAUGUCGUGCUCUUAAGCCAAGAGGUGGUUUCAUUCACAUUCAUGAAAAUGUGACAUCUAGUAGGUUAAAGAAGGAAGGCCAGUCUCACAUGUCUCUUGCUGAUUCUUCGAAGCUUAAGAAUAAUGUCGAAAGAGAUGCGGUGUUGUCGGAGAUGGAAGACGGUAGUUCACUUUUGCUGAUGAAGGAUUUCUUUGUGAAAUGGAACAAUAUCGAUUCUAACUGGCGAAAAUUUGCAACAGACUGUGGAAAUUCAGUACUCAGGUGUCUGAAAGUGAAUUACAACGGUCCAUGGAAUGUUGCCAUUGUCAGUUUAUACAGAGUGAAAUCUUAUGCUCCAAGAAUCGACCACUUGGUGUUAGAUCUUAAGUGUUUUCCUGUUCAGGAUUUUUCUUUUCCAGUGAUGAACCAAUAG
Molecule: messenger RNA, 903 nt
Organism: Soboliphyme baturini
Lineage: Eukaryota; Metazoa; Nematoda; Enoplea; Dioctophymatida; Soboliphymatidae
Source: the annotation of a GenBank genome assembly